Molecule: messenger RNA, 927 nt
Organism: Seminavis robusta
Lineage: Eukaryota; Bacillariophyta; Bacillariophyceae; Naviculales; Naviculaceae
Source: the annotation of a GenBank genome assembly
AUGCGUCUUGCUAUACUAUUUAUCUCUGUUUUAUUCAGUGGGUUAUUCCACAACCAUGGAACGCUUGCCCUGUCAUCUUCCAAUCUCGGCAAGAAUGCGUUGUCGGGUGACUGGUCGGCCGCAAAACUGGCGCUUCGCGACCCUCACUGCUGUGUGGUUUCCGUGUCUGGGCUGGACCAUCAUUUGAAAGUGCUGCAAGAUAAUUUUGUCGACGACGGUCCAUUCGACUUGGAUCUUCGAACUCGCAUACGAACCAGCGACCCAUCGUUUCUUGGGAGAGAUUGCCGCCAAUUGAGACAGUCGGUAUGCCAAAAUAAUCAACAUGAACAGGAUGAUGAUAAUGCAUGUGCUGCGGCUUUGGAGGAAUUGGCCCUAGGUGUCGCCUCUCUGAUCGAUGACACCGAUGGACCACCCUCCAUGGAUGUUCACAUGAGAGUUGUCUGUGCCUCGGAUUAUCGCGCCAAUGAUCCCAUGUUCCACACCGACAAGGCACCACUCCGUGGCUACGUGACGCUAAAGGGGGUAGGGACGCAAUUCAUGACCCGGACCUGUAGUCCCUGGGAAUACAUGACCUUGCGGACUUUCGGAAUGCCAGGCGCAAACAGGGAGCCAUGUCGGAGCGUACGAGACGCCCCGGAAUUGGAAUUCAUCGUCAUGAAGGGAGAUUAUUAUCCUCAACAACAACAGCAAACAAAUGAUGCAGAUCCGCAAUCACCACUGUCAUCCAUGUUGUCUGGUAGUAAACUAUGGCAACGAACCUUUGCUUGUGUGCAUCGAUCUCCUCCAGGUGCCACAUUCGGCGGACGUCGUGUCAUCAUCUCGUUGGAUUUGGCAGACGGUGAUGAUGAUCGUGAAUGGUAUCAAGCCGGUAAAAAACGAGAAUGGAGGAGUGGCAUGACCCAACGAAAAUCCCAUUUGGUGGCUUGA